CGAUAAAUUCAUCCCUCAGAGAUUACCCGGUGUAGUUUCUGGGGUUGGAAAGUGUCGGCAGGAGAGGAUCUGCGAGGGUUUGGCGUGUAGCGACCCGUGUCAGUAGAGGACAACUGGAGAUGCUGAAGAAUCCAUCCAAGGCACUACUUGACAAAGGGAAUGAUCCCCUUCACAAGGCGACAAGGCAGCUUGAGGAUGAAACCAGUCGCCUCGCACCACAUCGGCAGCAUGCCCCCACCCCCGGUGCUGCCUCUGGGCCUGAGCUCUGUCCCGACGGCCAGCGUGAUCAGUCCCUUCGUGACCCCGUCCCUUCCGCUGGACCGAGGGUAACGUUCCCACCAAGCAUGACUCAGUUCAUGAAUGACCCAGCCAACCUACAAGCCAUCCAGGGCUUUGGCCAGGUCAUGGCCAUGUGCCAGCAGAACGGGGGGAUGCCUUUCCUCCCUGGUAUGUUCCCAUUCGCCCUUCCAGGCGCGGGGACCAUGCCCCUACAAACUCUGAUGGCGGUGACGUCGUUCCAGACGCCGAUGCCGCAACCAUCACCUUUCCAGCCCCAGCUGGUCAGCACCAUGGCCCCUGUCAACUUGGCCGGUGCACUUAACGCUGCAGGGCCGUCGCGUCCCCCGCAAGCUACGGAUCCGCAGAUCACUCCUGAUGGUCAUUGCAUCUGGAUUGAGAGUGAUGACGGCGAGUGGGACAUCCCAAGGGCCCACAAGAAGAAGAAAGGAAAGAACAUCUGGCCAGCAACCUCCCGAAACUCCGCCUUCGAAAGGCUGGGGAAUAGGGAGGAAGGCCAGAGGAAGUCAGCCAAUCAGAGGCUGGGGCAGAGUGUUGCCCAUGUCAGCGCAUUCGCCCGGCUAGGCGAGGUGCGGGAGGCCGAGCUUGCCCGCACCCGGCGCUCCCGGUCUAACCGGCAGGAGCCGGCAAGGACGAGGGCCUCUCACCAGGAAGGGGAGGCAGAGAGCCAGCCCAGGUUACCGGUGGCGAACCGGUUAACCAUCCCAAACGACCGCGUCCAGCAGAUGGAGGCAAAGCUGGAAAAGCUGGAAAAGAAGGUCAGAGAGAAGAAUGACCGGGACAAACCCCUGGCAGGGUCCCCGUUCACCGCAAGGGUCCAUCUGACACCUUUCCCGCGAAAGGUCAAGAUCGACACCCCCAGAUUCACCGGGAAGGAAGAUCCGGAAAUCCAUCUGGACUCCUUCAACCAGAGUGCGACCAUGAACGGUUGCACCGAUGAAGAAAAGUGCCUUCUUUUCUUCCAGACCUUGCGGAACCGAGACACUGAAUGGUUCAAUAAGCUUCACCCGGGAAGCAUUGACUCGUUCAGUGAUUUGGCCUCAAAAUUCAAGGUCAAGUUCCAGGAGAAUUGUACUAAGAGGAAGAAAUUCACCUAUCUUAGUACAGCCGGGCAGAGGGAGUCUGAGAACCUGACUCAGUUCCUUACCCGGUGGAAGGAAGAGGUGGACAAGGUGGAAGAGAUGGAUGACAAGACCGUCCUCUCCCUCCUCUUGAAUGGCUUGCGUGCCGGGGAACUAUACAAGGACUGAAACCCA
Cuscuta campestris is the source of this 1553-nucleotide messenger RNA. NCBI's taxonomy places the organism in Eukaryota, Viridiplantae, Streptophyta, Magnoliopsida, Solanales, Convolvulaceae. The record is from the annotation of a GenBank genome assembly.